AUGUAUGGAUUAACUGCUUGUAACAUUCAGCGACUCACAGCACCAGACGUUUAUUUAUAUGUCUCGAAAGCACUGGCAUCCGGACGAUGGUGGCCGCAGCCAUUGCGAGAUACAUUUUGUCGCUCUAAUAGUAUGUCCUAUUACUUUACUGAUAUAAGGAAAUUGAGGAAUUCGGAUCCUUCUGAAGAAAUGGAAAAGGCAAUAGCCACUACUAAUAUUACUAAUGAACCAGCUGUUUUUACAUCCACAAAAAGCGAAGAAGAACUGUCGGAUAUUGAUAGCUUCCUUAACUUGCCACAUGAAAUGGCAGCACCUAUAUAUGCUAAAUCACGUGGAACUGGUAAAAAUAUUUACAAGACAGAAAUUGGUGAAGAUGGACAAAUUAUAGCGAACUAUGUUUUAUUCGAAGAUUCGAUGGCAAAGGCGAAGGUAGCAUGGCAAACAUAUUCAGAAAUGACGGCUGAGGAACGUGACAUUUAUAUGGCGCAUUUGAAGGCCGUCCGAGAGCGACGGUUUUCGUAUAAAGAUCCAAACAAGGGUUUUCCGGUAAUGACUGUAGCGCAACAUCUGUUAAGAGGAGAAUGUUGCGGCAGCGGUUGUCGUCAUUGUCCCUUCCAACAUGAAAAUGCUGAAUUGCAGAUUAGAAAGUCAAAAAUAUGGAAUGGUGCCUUUUACGUCUAG
This is a messenger RNA of Cercopithifilaria johnstoni, 681 nucleotides long. NCBI's taxonomy places the organism in Eukaryota, Metazoa, Nematoda, Chromadorea, Rhabditida, Onchocercidae. The record is from the annotation of a GenBank genome assembly.